This is a messenger RNA of Helianthus annuus (common sunflower), 832 nucleotides long. RefSeq names its product high-affinity nitrate transporter 3.1. The coding region runs from base 83 to 697 and encodes 204 amino acids. Lineage: Eukaryota; Viridiplantae; Streptophyta; Magnoliopsida; Asterales; Asteraceae. The record is from RefSeq and is a predicted model, not a curated record. Gene Ontology annotation, biological process: response to nitrate; nitrate transmembrane transport. Gene Ontology annotation, cellular component: plasma membrane. Gene Ontology annotation, molecular function: nitrate transmembrane transporter activity. The transcript has 2 exons.
ACCCAUCAUCUGAUCAUUAAAACCAGCAUAAGUGGCUUGCAUCUAAAGACUUAAGGUUUCACAAGUCAACCUAUCAUCAUCAAUGGAGGUUCCUGCUGGUUCUAUGGCUGUCUACCUUCUGCUCUCUUGCUUUGUAGCGACUAGCUAUGGUGUAUAUUUCUCCUCCCUUAAUGAGACUCUUAUAGUUACGGCUACACACGCCAAAGACCAAGUUCUAAAGGCGGGGGAGGCGCAAAUCACAGUGACAUGGAGAUUCAACCAGACCUACAAAGCCGGUACAGACUCGGCUUACAAGACCGUAAAAGUCAAACUUUGUUAUGCACCCAUUAGUCAAAAGGACCGAUCUUGGAGGAAAACAGAAGACCGUUUGAAAAAAGACAAGACCUGCCCACACAAGAUUGUGGCUCGCCCAUACGCUGCGUCAAACAACUCAUUUACAUGGACUAUCGAGAAAGAUAUACCUACGGGAGUAUAUUUCGUGAGGGCCUAUGCACUUGAUGCUCAGGACCAAGAGGUAGCCUAUGGUCAAACCACAAAUGGUGCUAAAUCUACCAACUUGUUCAACGUCCAAGCAAUCACAGGUCGUCACGUGUCACUUGAUAUUGCAUCCGUCUGCUUUUCAGCUUUCUCCGUAGUCUCAUUGGCUGGUUUCUUUUACAUGGAGAAGCGGAAAGGAAAGGCAUCCCAACAGAAAUGAGAUUAUUUUCCGCAUACUUUAUACAGAAAAAAUAAUCCUGGUUUCGUUUAAUAAACCAAAAGAUGCGAUGUGUGUUUGUAAUACAGUGUAACGAUGUUUGUUUCUUUUAAUAAAAAGGAAGACGUGCUCUUUGAA